CCCUCCUCCCCCCUCCUCUCACCGCGCGGGGUGCUAGGAAGGCUGGGGUGGGCGAGGGCCGAGGGCCGAGGGCUGCGGCAACCGGGGGGCGGAGGCGCAUUGUGAAGUGGCCAGAGCGUCACAGGCGGCCCGGACCCCCGGGAUCCGAGGGCGGGGCGGGUCUCCGCAGCGCCCCCCGUGAGGUCCAGGGACCCUGGCUCAGACGCUGGGCGCGCGGGGAGGGAGCAUGGAGGGCUUCGGCCGCUUCUCCCCGUGGCCUCACUCGGACCUCUGGGAGGCCCCGCCGCCCCGCAAGGAGCGCGCAUCCUCGGCGCGGCUGGGCGGGUCAGGGCCGCAGAGCGAGCAGGGCCUGUGCUCCCGGCCCGGGACUCCCCGCGAGCGGAGCGAGGCCUCGGCGCCCUGGCCGCACCUGCGCUGCUCGCCCACCCCGCGGCCCCGCCGGCGCCGGUACCCGGACUUUCCGCCUGAAAGCCGCAGCCUGACCGACGUGGCCCGGAGGCCCCCGGACCACGCCAGGAAGCACCGGCCCCGCAGCCGGCGCCUGGAAGACGCCUGGGGGGAGGCGGGUACCAAGCCCCUGGAGCAGGGAGGCAGGCCGCCUAGCCCGGCCUGGCAGCAGCAGCCCCAGCUGCCACCGCAACAGCCUCAGCCCUGCCAGCACUACCCUCCGGCCCGGGGAGAUUCGCCCCCACCUUACCCGCGGGGAGCUUACACUCCCCCGAGUGGAACUUUCGGGGUAGAAAAGGUGCAGAGCGGAGACCAGUGGGCAGUGCCGGCCUGCAGAGGUCUCGGUCGCUGGUCCCUUUCCUCGGUUCACACGAAGAAGUGUUCUGUGCCCUCCAGAGAGUUCGGGACGCAGUCAGGUUGCGUGUACCUCCAGAAAAGAUACCGUAAUGAUCCGGUGGAGUCCUUAGCCAGCCAGUACUCCCAGCCCUCGCUCUCCAGCAAGGCGAUGCAGAACCAGCACACCCAGAUCCUCAAGAACAAGCUGGAAGAGGCAGUAAUGUCCUCCAGGGACCGGAAGAUUGUGGCCCUGGUGCUGACCUGGCUCAAGAAGGCCCAGAGGAUGCGGGAGCUGCAGCAGCAGGCGGCCCUAGCCUGGGAGGAGCUGAAGCGCUCGGACCAGAAGGUCCAGUUGACUCUAGAGACAGAGCGCAAGCUGCUGCUGCAGCAGAGCCAGGAGCAGUGGCAGCAGGAGAAGGAGCAGUGUGUCCGACGGCGGGACCAGCAAGCGACGAACACGAGCCGGCAGGAGCGCAGGUGGAAGGCGCAGCUAGGGGACCAAGAGAACCAGCGCCAGGAGAAGCUGGAGGGGGCCCCCUCUGAGACCGAGGCCAAGCGCGGGACGCAGUACCAGGUGCAGCGCCUGCAGGAGCACGAGAGGAUGAUGCAGGACCUGCGGGAGCAGAACAGCCUGCAGCUGCAGAAGAGGCUGAAGCAGGUCUGUCUAAAGAGGCAUGUGCACACCACCGAGGGCCAGAAGAAGAUCCAGGAGACCCGUCUUAGCUCCCUAGUCAAUUACCAGGCCCAGAAGGUCCUCAGGGACUGCCAGGCCAAGGCUGAGGAGCUCCUUAGGAAGCUGUCCCUGGAACAGAGUUCCCAGUGGUCCCAAGAGAUCCCCCAGGGCCUGAUUAAGGAGCAUCACCGGGAGCCGAAGGAGAAGGUCAAGAAGGAGGAGGAGCAGUGCCAGCAGGUCAAGGGGUGCGCGGAAGAGUCCGGGGAGCAGAGGAAGGGGCACGAGCGGCUGCCCGUGGAGCUCGCGGACCAGAAGAUCCUGCAGACCAGGAGUAACGUCCACAGGAAUAUCAGCGACAAGGUGCAGCAGAUUCGGGAGCUCAACAUCCUGCGGGAGAAGAAUCAUCACAUCCUGAAGCUGAAAGCCGAGAAGGAGGAAAAGUGCCACAUCGAGCGCAUUAAGGAAGCCAUUAGGAAAAAGGAGCGGAAGAUGGAGCAGAUCUCGCGAGAGAAAGAUGCACCCUUCGGUGAAUUCCAAAAGAUCUCCAGGGCCUCCAGGGCAGACAACGUGAGAAAGUUUGCCAACAACUUCUUUGAUCCGAUAGGGCGGGAGGCCCAGGUUCGAGCUGGGCAGCAGAGAGGAGGCCACUGAGAACCUGACGACAAAUAGCUUACAGCCCAGGCGGCUAGAAAGAGAUGUGGCAAUGUGAUUCGUUUUAUAAUCUGAUUAUAAUUGAGCAUUCAUUUUUUAAAAGUGUAUAAAAUAGCUGCAAUUUCGUCUGAUGAACUAGUUUAUUAAUUCAUUUGGAUGGUUGAGAGGGUUGGGGUAGAAAUUUGGAAAUUUUAAGAAAAUUACUUGCCUUUGUACAUUUGGAUUUAAGUAGAAAAUAUUCAUUUAGUUCUCAAGUAAUCUUAGAAGCAUAUGUCAGACACAUCUUUGAGGAACCAAAGAAAAAUCUACAGUGGGGAAUACAGUUCUGUGUCAUGAGCUAAUGCUGUUCCAGCCAAAUGCUGUGUACAUUCCCAGCAUUCUAGGAAAGUGCUUAAAAUAUCUCAGACAGACGUCCCAUGAAUCUAACUCUUCCUCUUGACAUAGAACAGUGUGAGAGAAUGCCAGAUAAAACAGCAGAUCCAGUCCUGCAAUACUCAAAAUGUCCAGGUUUCAAUUCAAAAUCACACUUCGUGUCAAGAACCAAGAAUAUCUCGAACUGAAUGAAAAAGACAAUAGGUGUCAAUGUGAGGAUGACAAAUGUUAGAAAUAUCUAAAGAUCUUAAAGAAGCCAUGAUAAAAAUGCUUCAACAAGCAAUUAUGAACACACUUGAAACAAGCAAAAUAUAAAAUUGUCUUGGCAAAUAGAAAGCCUCAAAAAAAAAAUACGAGAUAUAAAGAAGAACCAAAUGUAAAUUUUAGAACUGGAAAACACAUUAACAAAAAUAAAAAGCU
This is a messenger RNA of Balaenoptera acutorostrata (minke whale), 2899 nucleotides long. RefSeq names its product coiled-coil domain-containing protein 185-like. The transcript is spliced from 3 exons. The record is from RefSeq and is a predicted model, not a curated record. Bases 227 to 2107 code for a protein of 626 amino acids. Lineage: Eukaryota; Metazoa; Chordata; Mammalia; Artiodactyla; Balaenopteridae.